Messenger RNA from Morone saxatilis (striped sea-bass), 2205 nucleotides. Its product is annotated as extracellular calcium-sensing receptor-like. Gene Ontology annotation, cellular component: membrane. The transcript has 9 exons. Gene Ontology annotation, biological process: G protein-coupled receptor signaling pathway. Lineage: Eukaryota; Metazoa; Chordata; Actinopteri; Moronidae. The record is from RefSeq and is a predicted model, not a curated record. Gene Ontology annotation, molecular function: G protein-coupled receptor activity. The coding region runs from base 16 to 2205 and encodes 729 amino acids.
GGUUUUAGGCAUGCCAUGACCAUGGCCUUUGCUAUUGAUGAGAUCAACAAGAACUCCAAUCUGCUACCUAAUGUGACUCUGGGAUACAGUCUUGCUGAUAACUGUGGUGCACUUGUUGUUGGAUUCAGUAGUGCAUUAUCACUGGCAAGUGGCAGAGAAGAGCAAUUUCUGCUUUGGAAGAACUGUUCAGGGACACCUCCUGUCCUGGGUAUUGUGGGUGAUUCCCCCUCUACAUUUUCUAUUGCCACCUCCAAUGUGCUAGGUUUAUACAAAAUGCCCAUUGUAAGUUAUUUUUCCACAUGUUCCUGCCUGAGUGAUCGGCAACGGUUUCCAUCCUUCUUUAGAACAAUUCCAAGUGAUGCUUUUCAGGUGCGUGCUAUGAUUCAGAUUCUAAAACACUUUGGCUGGACUUGGGUAGGCCUGCUGGUCAGUGAUGAUGACUAUGGACUCCAUGUUGCUCGAUCCUUCCAAUCUGACCUGGCUCAGUCUGGUGAAGGUUGUCUGGCAUACUUACAAGUUUUACCGUGGGACAGUGACCCAAGUGAACUGAGGAGGAUUGUACAUUUGAUAAAGACAUCAACAGCUCGUGUGGUCAUGGUGUUUGCACAUGAGUUUCACAUGAUUCAUCUCAUGGAAGAGGUGGUGAUGCAGAAUGUAACAGGCCGGCAGUGGAUAGCCAGUGAAGCUUGGACAUCAGCUGCUGUGCUCCAGACACCCCGCAUCAUGCCGUACCUAAGCGGCACAUUAGGCAUCGCCAUCCGUCGAGGAGAAAUACCAGGGCUUAGGGAAUUCCUUUUACAAAUACGUCCUGACCAAAAUGACAGCAACAACUAUAAUUUGGUGAGGCAGUUUUGGGAAUCCACAUUUCAGUGUAGAUUUGAUCCAGCGGGUUCAGUGGAAGCAGAGGGACCACUAUUUUACACUCCACCUCUUGUACAUUAUUUACAAAAGGUCCACUUUACCACACCAUUUGGUGAUGAAGUCUCAUUUGAUGAGAAUGGUGAUGCCUUACCAAUAUAUGAUAUUGUCAACUGGCUGUGGCUCCCUGAUGGAAGAACUAAAGUUGAGAAUGUGGGUGAGGUUAAGAGGUCAGACUCCAAAGUUGAAGAACUCACAAUUGAUGAAGACAAAAUCUCCUGGAACUUUGCAUUUAAAGAGCCACCCCGGUCAGUGUGCAGUGAGAACUGUCCUCCAGGAACCCGCAUGGCCAGAAAGAAAGGGGAACCUGUGUGCUGUUUUGACUGCAUUCCUUGUUCUGAGGGAAAGAUCAGCAAUAAAACUGACUCCAUGGAGUGCAGCAGUUGUCCAGAGGACUUCUGGUCUGGCCCUCAGCGUGACCAAUGUGUUCCUAAGAAAACAGAGUUCCUCUCCUACAAUGAGCCUCUGGGUAUCUGCUUGACAGCUGCCUCAUUGCUGGGCACAUUUAUCUGUGCUGUUGUCCUGGGGAUCUUUAUCCAUCAUCGCAGCACACCCAUUGUUCGCGCCAAUAAUUCAGAACUGAAGAUUUUUCCUGGCCUCUUGGUGUCACUUAAAAACUGUGUUUUCCUGUGUUCACUGCUGUUUAUCGGCCGUCCCAGGCUAUGGACAUGCCAGCUGAGACAUGCAGCAUUUGGGAUCAGCUUUGUGCUUGCUGUCUCAUGUAUUCUGGUGAAAACCAUGGUAGUUCUGGCUGUGUUCAAGGCUUCCAAGCCAGGAGGUGGAACCAGUCUGAAGUGGUUUGGUGCUAUGCAGCAGAGAGGGACAGUUCUGGUUCUUACUUCCAUCCAGGCAAUAAUUUGCACCGCUUGGCUUGUCUCUUCCUCACCAGCUCCUCAUAAAAACACUCAAUACUACAAUGACAAGAUCGUUUAUGAGUGUGUAGUCGGGUCUACCAUUGCUUUUGCAGUGUUACUAGGCUAUAUUGCCUUACUGGCUAUCCUUAGCUUCCUGUUAGCAUUUCUGGCAAGGAAUCUUCCAGACAACUUCAAUGAGGCCAAGUUUAUCACUUUCAGCAUGCUGAUUUUCUGUGCUGUGUGGGUGGCCUUUGUCCCAGCUUAUGUCAACUCACCAGGAAAAUAUGCAGAUGCAGUGGAGGUAUUUGCCAUCCUGGCCUCCAGUUUUGGUCUCUUGGUAGCACUGUUUGGACCCAAAUGUUACAUAAUCCUGCUGAGACCAGAGAGAAACACAAAGAAAGCAAUCAUGGGUCGAGGACCCACCAACUCAUAA